AUGGAAAAGAAAAGGAGCGAGUCAUUUAAAGAGUAUGCUGUGAGAUGGAGAAACUUGGCGGCCCAAAUUACUCUUGAGCCCACUAACAAGGAGUUGAUGAAGUCGUUUGUAAAGACCCUUCCAUCUGAGUUCCGUAACCGAAUGGCCAGUACGUAUGUCGAGAGCUUCAAUCAGCUUAUUCUUGUAGGAGAACAUAUCGAGAUGGGGAUAAGGAUGCACAAGAUCCAAAAUCUCUUAGACACAAAGGCCUUCUCAUUUCAAACUGCUCGGCCAAACGUCCAGAAGAAUCCGCUACCAGAGCAUGAGGGUACAGUUAAUACUAUCCUAGAACCUGAAGUUAGACGGAUCAAGAACUUGAAGGUGCAUGUGGCAGAUGCCUACAAUGGACUGGUGAGAGCUGGAUAUUAUCCAGAUCAAGAAGAUGUUCCCCUAUCACUGAUGAAAGAAAGAGUUGCCAGAAUUGUGGAUGAUGGCAUCAUUGUAUAUGCUGACCAUAACUACAUAGUUUCCACUAUUUCUCAUAUCAUUAUCGAUUGGGAGGAAGAGCAGGCUGUUCUCGAUGAUGGUAAAAGAGGAGAAGAUCCAUCACUCACGGAUAUGCCCCCACUUGAAGAUGCAUCAGAUGAGGAAAUUGUGAUUGAGAUGCCUCAGCCGUAUGAGUAUGUCAAUAAUAAAGCGGUGCAUUGGUCUUAUGACCUAGAUGUUGACCUCGUUACAAGGUCUGGUCGAACUUAUGCUCAAAAUAAUGCUCAACUUGCAAAGCCCGUCACUAACGAAGAGGCUAAGAAAUUUCUAACUGUGAUUAAAGCAAGUGAGUAUAAUAUCGUCGAUCAGUUACGAAAGAUGCCUGCUCAGAUCUCUUUGCUCAAGCUCUUCCAAACCUCCUCUGUGCAUCAAAAGUCGUUGAUGAAGGUGCUAAGUGAAAUUUGUGUACCCGAAACAGUUGAGGCAGAUAAGCUGGAGAAUUUUAUGAGAUCGGUCAUUCUCAAGGACAUGAUUGCUUUUUCUGAUGAGGAAUUCCCUCUUGAGGGCAGGGGGCAUAAUAAAGCACUCUACAUAUCUGUCAAGCACAAGGUUUCUCAUGUGUCUCGAGUGCUCAUUGAUAAUGGGUUUGCCCUAAACAUAUGUCCACUGGCCACUCUUCACCGCCUCAAGGUAGACUCGUCCAAGAUACAUGCUGCAAAGACUUCUGUGAGAGCUUUUGAUGGAACGAAAAAGGAGGUGAUCGGGGAAAUCCAUCUUGACGUGCAAAUAGGGCCGGUCGUCUUCAACAUUCCUUUCCAAGUGCUGGAUAUCCCUACCGCGUUCAAUUUUCUGCUAGGUCGUCCCUGGAUACAUACUGCUGGUGCAGUCUUUUCAAGUCUACAUCAAACUAUAAAAUUUAUGAUCGAAAGAAAGCUGGUCACUGUGUAUGGUGAAGAAGACCACUAG
Eucalyptus grandis is the source of this 1431-nucleotide messenger RNA. RefSeq lists its product as uncharacterized. Bases 1 to 1431 code for a protein of 476 amino acids. The record is from RefSeq and is a predicted model, not a curated record. The transcript is spliced from 2 exons. Lineage: Eukaryota; Viridiplantae; Streptophyta; Magnoliopsida; Myrtales; Myrtaceae.